AUGGGGUCCUUGUUCAUGGUUGUGGUAGAUGUGUUCCGCGUGCCGCUUGUUUUGCUCGACAACCAGCCUGAAGACAGUGUUGUGAACACCGUGUGCUGGUGUUGCCUGCGGUGCUACCGGGACCAUAUUGAGGCGAUCAGUCUGGACGCGUACAUGGACAUGUGCGUGUCCUCCAGGAGCUACGUGGACGCAGGCCGGCGGGUUGCGGCUGUUAAAAGGGAGCGAGGGGGCGCGGUCAAAAGGUUGGACGGGGCCCAAGUGUUGUUCUCCUUGUCGGGGAUGAGCAUGGUCACGGCCAGCGUCGACGUCUUGGCAUUUUUCUUAUGCGAGAAGGUCAAAGGUUUGGACUACGAGUGGCGGUCCGUCAUCGUGUGGACGACGUUUUGCAGCUUCAUCGUGUGCUUCCACUUCAUGAGUUUCUUCGAUGCCGUUGCUGAUUCUCUCUUAUACUUCUAUGCCAUUGACCAAGCAGAAGAAGACGAGGAUGAUGAUUUCUUCGGACGGAUUCCUUUGGGAGGCGGCGGAGUCGGAGAAGCCGACCCACGUGCCCAGAGGCCUGCAGGCACUGCUCGAGAGCUCCGACGGCCACGGCAAACACUGAGCGCCGACGGGCGCGGCAGGCGCGCAGAGGGAGGGCGACGACGAGGGGGCGGCAGAGGCGCGGAUCAGUCGGAGGAGGGGAAGACGAGGACGGGGUGA
Molecule: messenger RNA, 699 nt
Organism: Prorocentrum cordatum
Lineage: Eukaryota; Dinophyceae; Prorocentrales; Prorocentraceae
Source: the annotation of a GenBank genome assembly